CUUUACUGAGGGCACACCACUUUUUUUUUAAUCAGCACUGCUCUACACCUUGCACUCCUUACAGUUGUUUUGCCUGUUUGUUACGUCUACUCGUUAUAUUAUUAGGCCAGGGCUGCUUGCACUGUAAGAGAAACAUCUUGUUGCAGCGGCAGUAGUUUGAAGAGGCAGCCGCCGCCAUCUUUGAGAAGGGCGAAUGGAGAGCUAAGCAGAGCAGAGCAGUCGGCUGGAUGGACGUCUUGACAGUUUAAUUUGAGCCCCUGUCCUGCCCCCCCUUCCUCCCCGGUGUUUUUAAUUAGCGGUAAGCCGUGUCAGGAGCGCAGCUGGCUCCCCCAGUGGGUGGGGGCAUAGUUUGGGGGGUGAUAUAAAAGCUGGGUGGGGGGUGGGUAAGAAAUCUCUCUGGUGACGUUUGUAGCUUACGACCCCCCAGGGGCUCAGGGUAUUUUGGUUUGUGCAGUAUUGCAGGUAAAUACUUUGUGCACCUUCACUCUGGGGAGUGAGCCUUGCACCAUCACAGCACUCAGUCUCCCAGCUCUGAUCAUGUUAUUGGGGUGGGUGUCAAUCUGCAACAUUGUAUCAGUGUUUAUAGAAGUCUUUUAUUCUGUGUGCUUGCAUCAUGCUUCACAUUUGUAUGUAGAAUUUUAGCUUGUCUGCAUUGUUACUCUAUAUAGUGUAUAGCCUAUCCCUUGCUUGAUUGAGUCUGUACUAUACUAGCCUUUCCAUUAUCUUUAGAUGCCCCACUAUCUAAAACCUAAACUGACUGGCCCUAGGCUAUGUCUCUCUUUAAUGCACUCCUAGAUUCUAAUAGUCUGACUGCCCCUUCCCUUAAAAAUUCAUUCUCCCUUCCCAUACUUAAAAGUUAGCUGCCUUGAGAUAUUAUCUUCAAAAGACUAUUUGUUUAUGGGGUGAGGGUUUUUUGAAAAACUUUACUGCUUUCUUGCAGUCUGAACUUGACACUCAGCGUAUACCUUGCUUGAUUGAGUGAGUUUAUUUGCACAGCAUAGUUGUGUGGGUGUGCUCCUCCAUAAUUUCUCCUAUGUGAAUUAUAACUGCACACAACUGACUACUCCUAAAGUAUCUGUGGUUUUAUUCCUAACCACAGUAGUUAUCCUGGUGUUUAACUUUGGCAGAAUUUUUAAUUCUUAAUUUGUAGGUAUUUCGACUAAAAAUCCACUUUAGUAACCGGAAUUGUUUGUCAUCUAAUGGGGUUAAUUAAAACCUGUCUCUUUUGGUCCUUCCACAGCCCCUCUGUGCAGUAUUAAUUUUUGGCAGGAAAUUUUAAUUUAGUUUUAGUCAGUCCUUUGACUAAAAUGCUGUUGUCUUUUAGUCAUACGAAAUAACACUGGUGUUUAGCAUGUAUUAACAUGUUGUGCAAGGCUGCCACAGUGCUGUACGUGUGCCUUGGGUUUUUUCAGCAGUUGUAAAAUGUUAUCUUGUGACUAUUGGCAAGUCCUCCCUAAGCUAUAAAGUCAAAUGACCUGUAUAGCACUGCAAGCUGGUGAUCUAGUUGGUACAUACAAAGACUCGAACUCGUGUGUGUGUGUGUGUGUGUGUGUGUGUGUUUUUGUCUUUAUAAAUCACUACUUUUAUAAAACUUGAGUGAAAACCAUGACAAAGCCAAACUUGAUUUAGACUAUAUUGGAUGUAAAGUUGCAAACUUAAUUUCUUUUAGUGUGUGUGGUGGUUUUUUUUUUUUUUUUUUAUUUUUUUAUUAUUAUAGGAGGUGAGCAUGUGUUUAGCUGGGUCUUGUAACAUUAAAGUCUGACUAUCAGACACACUAAGGACUCCAGUUUGUUUUGCAGUAACAAUCUUGUUCUUGUACCUCACGGUUUCUAGGCAAACGCUUGGUAUGUUGGUGUUUGUCUUGCCUUGAACUAUCUUGUUUUCCUGCACCGUGACAUUCUGGAAACAAUAUUCUAGGAGUCUGUAGGCAUCUUUCAACACUACUAAAGGACCAUUGUGCUCCUGUAAUCUUAGCCAAGUGACAAAAGGCUUGUCAUGUGGUGCCAGCUGCCACAAAGCAGUUCCUGCAAGAAUUUUUAAACUGAAUAGUUAACUCUUGCUUGUGGGUUUUUUUUUUUUUUGUUUUUUUUAUUUUUUUUAUAAUGGCUAAACUAAAACUCUGUAGGUUUACCCCAAACCUACUGAACUGAUUCUGUGCACUACAAUUACUCCUUUUUAUCCCCAAUAGUGCUGGAAGGAUCUUUAACCCUUAAUAUAGUGGUUAUGGUACAUACAAACUGUAGAUGGCCCUUCCUAUAAAGCUUUGUUUGUUGAACACUUCUGGCUGCCACCACUAUGGGUGCUGACCAAUGUUCAGAGUGUAUAUGCAAAGUGUGACUGCUCCCUAUAGAUAUAGAGGGAUAGUGCAUAUUUAUAAAGAGAUGCUGAUUGGUGCAGAGACUGCUAUGCACAGAAUCUCAUGCUUCUAGAUGUAGAAACUUUAGGUUGGCUGGUAUAAUGCAGCAGAGGCUCGUUAUUUUUAUCUUGCUUCUAAAAGCAAGAAACUGUGUAGGAAAUUAAUCACUAAACCAGUAGUGUCUCCGCCUAACUUAUAAAUGUCAAGGUUCAAACAUCCUUCCUUUCAUCCCUUUUUAAACCAACUAUUUUCCUUUAAUGGAUAGUAUUUCUAUGGGGAGGUUAAUAGCCCACAAUACAAAGUUAUUUUUUUCAGAUCUACUUUCUAUUACAACUUGUAUUGCACCAACCAGGGCUUUAAACUUCAUGUCCUAAACUAGCUAGGCUUUGCUCCACACUACAUGCCAGUGAAAGCGUGGAGGGCCCAUAGGAUAUAAGAGGUAAUCACCACUGCUGCUGAUCUCGCCACCACUGGUAAGUGGAAACUUUGAGCCCUUGAACCUAUACCAAACAGUAGGUAAAACAAGAGAAUUCUCCCAUGUCUGUAUGCGAACAGUAGGUAAACAUGGUGCUACCCAAACAAGACUGCAUUCAAUCUGGUUUAAUGAUUUGAUGUAAAUAUUGCUCUUAACUGUUUAAGCCAUAUGUCUAAUUCACUUAACAGUAGACCUCUUGGUUGUGUCAGGAUCUUGGCCUGGCAGUUGCUUCUGCUGCAUUUAUAAACCUUUUAUCUUAUGCAGUUUUGGUGAUUGGUAAACAGCCAUUAAAAGGGCUCUAUAGGCACCUAGACCAAUUCUGGGUGCACUGCUCCUGUCCCCUUAGUCCUGUAAUGUAACUCAUUGCAAUCUGAGAAACUGCAAUGUUUUUACCUUAGAGCUCAAACUUGGCCUCUAGCAAUUAGGGGGCUCUAUAGUGUUUGGAAUAAAAACCUAUAAUCCUAACACAAUAGAUUCCAUUUAACCUUGCAAUGAAAACUGUCUCAAAAUGCCCUCAGUUAGACGAAGAUACCUUUUUGUCCCUUAAAGCAUUGCACUAAAAUGUCCACUAGUCUUGGGCAGUGACAGCUAUAGUAUCCAUCAGUCCUAAAACCUAGAACACAUUACCUGCAGCCUAUCUCAAAUCCAUGUGAACAGGUAAAUUACAGGCGGUUAUUAGUAACCCCCCCAAACUGCCUUUAGAAGCUAAGCUCAUCUGCCACAUCACAGCAAACCUCUGGGGAGUCCUACUUACACUAACCAAAAGGCACAACCUGAAAUUUAUUGUUCCUUAAUAUGACAAAUAUGGGGUAGUUGGCAGCACUGUAGCAUGGCUGUCUAAUAUAGAAGCAAGCUUUUGGCUUACUGCCAAAGACCAUCACUUCCUAAUAAGUGCAGUUAUUUAGCGAACUAAAAUAUAUUAAAUUCCCAACUUGAAUAAACCUGGUUGGAAUGCCUUAAAAUAGUCAGGUCAAAGUUUUAGACUUUCCAGGUCUUUAAACAAAUGUGCUCUGUAUCACACUAGUAUAAUCUAACACAAACUGAAAAUUGGGAUAUCCCAAUAUGUAUUUUGUAGAUGUAUUCUCAAUGUAAAGCACAAAUAUGGAAAAAAGUGUUUAGUCUUAUGAAACAUACACUGCCUCUUCGUAUUUUGUCAAAUAACAUUUGUGUAACUAUUCUACAGGUAAUAAAACACCUUACCACCAUGACUGAUAUGACUGACAAUCACAGGGAGGCCUGGGAAAAUCUGAUCACUGCUGCUGACCGCUAUCGCAGACAGACUGGAAAUGACAUUGUGUUUAUCACUGCCUACAAACCCAAGUCUGUACCCUCCUAUGCAUACACUGUUCAUGGCAGUGGCAUACUAUUGGAAGCCACCCAAAGAUAUCUUGAUGACAUUGCCGUAGUGCACAAGACCACUGUUUUUACCAGCCCUGUGCCCAUUCUUAAAGGCAAGGAACCACCAGUGGCAAAGCAGAACUCUUACUCAAAGAGUUACCCUUCAAUUUAUGGAAAAGAGGACUUCUCAAUUGAGGAUAGUAACUUUGUGAGACCAAUGCCCACAAAUCCAAUGCCUGACCAAAUGCCAAACGUGGGAGCAAGGGCUGACGAGGACUACAACCAUUCAAGCAAUCUACUAAAGGCACCGGAGCAUGUUCCCAGUGCCUCAACAGGUGAGUGAAUGGCUAGGAUUUUUUCAAACCUUAAAACACUGACUAGUCACCACUGGCCUGCUAAUUCCUAAACUUCCUCAUCUGUACCCCAAUAACUUCAACACAAAGUCCCUUGAUGGUUCUAAGGGACGGUGGCUGUUUAGAAAACGUUGUUCUUGUCUAUUGCCUGUAUGUCUAAUACCAGUGUCGGUUUCAAAUAACCUCUUAUCCCACCCAGAUAUAAAUCUAUUUCCACAAUGACUUGUAAGCUAGGUGACUCCCUGGUACAGCUUAAAGGGACACUACUGCCACCAGAACUACUGUUCCAGUAGUCUGUGGUGUGUUUUUUUUAAAUAUAUGUAAACACUGGCUCUGCAAAAGCAAGUAGUUGCAUUGCUGGCUUGUAACAUUUAGUGGGAGUCAGAUGGCUGCUAGAGGUGCUUCCUGGGCCACUGCUGCAGUGCGCAGCACCAAAGUUCAGGGUCUACACACUCUGCAUGGAGGCACUGAACAAUCAUCAUAGAUGCAUUAUCAAUGAGGAGAUGCAGACUGGUGCAGUGUCAUGUCACGCAAGUGCAAUAGCCCCAAUGCCUUGCUAUGAGAGAGCAUUGGACUGGCAGUCAAGGUUUGAUAUCUACCAAGGAGGUGGAGCCAGCUGCUCCUCUUUUAAAGGGACACUCCAGUGCCAGGAAACUGUUUUCUUGGCACUGCAGGUCCCCUCUCCCUCCAACCCAUCCCAUGUUGCUGAAGGGGUGAAAACCCCCUUCAGUGACUUACCCGAGACUCCCGCCAAUGUUACUCAGCAGUGGUUUCGGGUCUGCACACGCUCUCCUCCCCCCGCCAACAUCAUCUGGUGGAGACCUAAUGCGCACUGCGGCAAUGCCGCAAGCGCAUUCGACCUCUCCAUAGGCAGACAUUGAAAAUGCUUUCCUAUGGGGAAUAGAGCGACACUGAAGGUCCUCACAUAGCAUGAGGACGUCCAGCGACGCUCUAGCACAGAACCAGGAAGUGCCCUCUAGUGGCUCUUGUAGACAGCCACUAGAGGAGGAGUUAACCCUGCAAUGUAACUAUUGCAGUCUAUGAAAACUGCAAUAAUUACAGCUGCAGGGCUAAGGGUAGUGGGAGUUGGCACCCAGACCACUCCAAUGGGCAGAAGUGGUCUGGGUGCCUGGGGUGUCCCUUUAACCAGGGAUCUAAACAGCUGUUUCUAAACUUAGUGUCAGCAAUACAUGUCUAUUCCUGACACUCUAGUGUUCCUCUAACUAAAUGUAUGUGGCACCAGAAAAGAACUCUGCAGACACGACAGGUUUCAUCGAAGUAUGGCAAGAUGUACCUAGGACUGGUAGAAAUUUGUCACCAAAAGAGUCAACCGUCUAGGUCAGGUACAUCAAGGUAUGCCACAUGGCUUGAACCUUGACAUAAACGACUGUCUUCCUGCUUCUAAAAAUCUUACCCUAAGCUAUCUGCAGUCUUCUGUCAUGGCUUAUGUGAGCUUAUCUUUGGGGGAAAAACUGAUGGCUUCUCAGAUCUAGAGAUUGUCAUCUGGCUAAACUUCUUGAAACCAUUCCCAGUGGCUAAAGGGGUUCUUACACGAACCCAUCUUGGAGAUUAAGGAUACUUGGAUAUAGUCAUUAGAAUUAUAGAUUAGUUACACACAAUUGCCCCAGACCCCAAAGUCUUGGGUAAUGAGUCAUCUCUUCAACCAAGAUAUGAUCUUGUACGGGCAGAAAUGGAGUGUCACUUCCAAACUAUUUUAGAUAUAAAACCUGAACAUGCAGGGGUUACUCUCAUAGCAAACAAUGUGUCCCUAAAUGCUGAAACAAACUUUAGGGAACUAGAUUACCCAUGAGUAAAGCAGUGCCAUGCAAGGUAAGUACACACUGAACAUGGGUAAAAUAGUCUGUCAAUACCUAAAGUAAGGUAAUGUUAACAUAGGAGGCACAUAUAGUCCCUUGGAAUCAGUGAUUUCAGUGUGUCCACACAAACUCUGCUUUAGAGACUUCACAUUGUGGCUCUGCCACUAGCAAACUAAACUCCUCUCUAACUGUGUAGGCUAGCUAUGCUGGCUGGGUGUCUUGCUCAUAUUCCCCUGUACUUUAACACCACAAACAUUCAGCGGUAUUAAAGUUGGAGUUCAAAGAUUAUUUUACAUUUGGGUAGCUGAACGAAGGCUCACUGACUUGAACUUCAGCUUGACUACCUUGGCCUUAAAUCUGAAACUCCUUUAGCAUUCUAACUGAAUAACCAUGAGUUUUUAUGAUCCAAUGAAGCUGUAUAGCCUGUUCAGUCUUGGUGUACUGAGAGUAGUUGUACUUCCUGUGGCAAGCUGACUCCCUAAACUGGUUAAUGUAAGAUUAAGUCUAAAAUGAAAACAUUGCUUUAUCUCACAGCAGUUCUGACUAUAUUGACAUAAUUUUAGGCAUGAUCUCCAACUCUCUGCCUUUUUACGCUCAACUAGUCUCUACCCUAGGAACAAACUGAUCAGUAGUGUACCCCAAUCCUACACCCUUCAUUAGUGUAGUUUGAGACCACUAGCCAUCUGCUACUGCUUUAACUUGGCUUGAGCCCCUAGUGCUGCUGGCAAGGAUCUGCUUUAAAUGGAUUUCUGCAGUUUGUGGUUGACCACCCCAAAUAUCUUAGAUUUAGAACAGUGCUGACAGGCUGUUUUCUCCCCUAACAGAACCAGGCAUCACAAUCUGUCCAGUUAGAAUCUGGUUCCUUCCAGCAAAUUUGAGGAUAUAAACUAGAUAUAUUUGCAUAAAUAAAAAUCUGAUCAGCUCGGAAUUCCUAGUGAUAUCAAACUUAUAUCAGUUUCUUUUAAGUGUAUGAAGUUGGGCUAGAAUGGCUAAUUUACUUUAAAUUCAGUGAAUAAAGCCAUAGUUUCUUGUGUUACAUUCUUACAACCGAGCAAGCCACUCUUUAGAAGGCUUCACCUCUGGUAUCAAGUCUUCAAAUUACAGCCAAAUAAAUGCAAUAACUCCGCUAGUCUUUCAAACAGAACAUGCAGCAUUCUUAACUUGCUUCCUUUUAUUUAGGAAAUGCAGAGAAAUGAAGGUGAAUUAAAUUUUGUGCUUAAUCUUGCUAUCAGUAUCCUGUGACUGCAACCAGCAAGUCUCCUCUGCCAAUAGUCACUGUUUAUGACUAGCAUGGUGUCCUGCCAUAAGUAACAUGGGCUAGGUGGCUAUUUUGGCACUGCCAGCUUGGUCAGGCACACGUUAAACGAAAGUGGAACGCUCUCGUCUGAGAUUUCCAUGGAAAUCUACUUGGGAUUUCACUCAUUACAUAGGGAACAUGCAGGGGGGUAGUCUUCUAAUACUCCCUAAAAUAUGCAUGUGAUCAUUAAAACAAGAUUAACAUAUCCUUGCUUUACCAGUCACCAUCAGCUGCUCCUAAUUGGUUGUUACAACAGAAUUAAUUUACUUGUAUAAACCCUUGUUCAGUAUGUAGAUACCACUCUGACUUUUCUGCUCCAUUCAUAAAGUUCUUAACACUUCUCCAGGCAUCCUAUGGUUGUUACAACAGGGCAGUCGGGUAGAUGGCAAUGGAGAAGCUUGGGAGUCUUUUUUUUUUUUCAUAAUUGGGCCAAAGUCAAUGAAUUGUAUAACAGCUAUACUAUUCUGAUAUCUGCUUUCAGACAUGACUCUGGAGGUCUUGCACAGGUCUACUAACAUUUCAAAAAUACAGGACUCAUGCAUUUGUAAACGGUACAGAAGUUCUGCCACUGUAAAGCAUUCAGUGACUGUUUACUAGAGAGCACCUCCAACAGUAUCAGCUGGCUACCCUGAACGUGAUGUGUAUCAUUUGACUAAUGGGCUACCUACUGAAACUAACCCCAGAGGGAAAACUAGACCAUUAUUUUCCUGCACAUCAUUCAAUGUACCUCUAGUACACUAGAUGGCAGUCGAAGCCUUACAAAUAUGUUGCGUCAGUUAUUUAAAGUGGUUUUUGAUCUAGAACUUAAAUCUUUUAUUGCAGGACUUUUUAUGAUGGAUGAAGACUCAAACAGCCAAGACUGUGAACCAUUCUUUGAAUCUGACCCAGAGAGCCAAGAAGGUAACCUUCCCUUUUGGUUUAUGAUAUUAAUCGUAGGUAUCUCGCAGCAUGUCAGGCUAUUUCUCUGAUUGAAAACCCUCGAUCAUCUCAAGAUAAUUGAGAUUCUUGCUCUUCCUGAUUUGUGGGGAAAACAGCAAACUAUCUGACCUGGCAUAGCCAGUUAAAUCCUAACCUCAGUUGAUCCUGAAUACUGGCCUCUAAGCUUAUUUCUUCGUCUUGAAGCACAACCAGCUUGAAGACUUGAGGCAUGUUUAAAGGGACACUAUAGUCACCCAGACAACUUCAGUUCAAUGAAGUGGUCUGGGUGUCGGGUCCCUCUGGGGUUAACCCUGCCUAAACAAAAACAUUAAGUUUCUCUGAAACUGCUGUUAACAUCUGGGGUUAAGCAAGCCUCUAGUGGCUGUCUUCCUGACAGCUGCUAGAGGCGCAUCAGCAAUGACUGAGGCUUAUGCCUCAAUCAUGCUGAGCGUCCAUAGGAAAGCAUUGAAGAAAUGCUUUCCUACGGACACUUUGAAUGCGUGCAGCAGUGUUGCGCAUUCUGCACCGGUGACAUCAGACCAGGAUGCUGGCGGGGAAGGAGAGGUAAGGGAACCCAGCGGGGGAAAGGGUGAGUAGCUGAAGGGGUUUUAACCGCUUCAGCACCAUGGGAGGGGGACCAUGAGCGUGGGGUCACCCUCGGAACUGUAGUGCUUUUCCUGACCCUAUAGUGUCCCUUUAAAAUACCCACUUGUAGAAUGUGGGGUUUAAUUAUGUAACACAGGGGUUCUCAACCCAGUCCUCAGGACUCCCUACCAGUCCAGGAUUUGGGGAUUACCUGUGUGUCUCAGGUGUUUAGAAAAAGGGGGGAAAAAAAAACACCUUAGACUCUAAGUUUUAUAUAUUUUUUUUUUUUUUUUCAUUUUCUAAACACCUUAGACACACCCAGGUAAUCCCUAAACUCUGGACUGGUAGGUGGUCCUGAGGACUAACGUUGAGAACCCCUGAUGUAACAGAAUGGGGGAAAAAAAAUCAAACUUGGCCUAAAAUGGCCAAGCUGAGUAUUGCAGGGUUAGAACAUUUCUAAUCUGUCAAUCACAUAACUAUUAAAACUCACUGACUACCAAAAUGCCAUGUGUUAAACUUGUUGCUGUGUUCACAGAUGGGAGCCUGACUGAGGACCCGGGGCCUUUCCAGCGCAAUGUUCAGCAGUAUGCAAAAUCUCUCCCGGUCACUGUGCCUGUCUGGGGAUUUAAAGAAAAGCAUAAUGAAAACAAAUCUUCUGAUGAGGAAAGCGGCAGGGUGAGUUUCGAGUGAAGGUUAACCCUGCCAGACGAAUUCCAGUAAAGUCUAGCCAAUCUUGGAUAACAGUAACAACAAAGCCCAACUAUCAAAUGACCCAUCAAGUUUCUAAUAACGUAUCUGCUAUAAAAUGCUGUCAAUGAGUGCUUCAGUUCUGUAUAAGUUUGGCUGCUGGCUUAAAUAAACUUCAAGGGUGCAUAUCAUACAGAUUCUGUUCUAUGUUUAACAAGUUUGAAAAGAGCGCUUAUUUCCAUGUGGGUUUCCAGGGAAUCACAACAGUGGUGCUCUACAUACAGCUGUAUGAGGGCAGCAAGUGUGUACUAAGCAGUGACUGCUGAUCACAAAUACUCUGCAGUGUAACUGUUUUAUGUUACUCUAAUUCCUGAGCCCCAAAUUUGAGCACUUACUUAUUUGCCUCCUUAACUUACUUAAUGGGUCAGCUAUAUGGUUAAUAGUUACCAAACCACUAAAUAUACUUAAACCAGCAGACCUAUUAAAUAGUGUCCUUAAAACACCAAUCUAAUAACAAAAAAGGGUGAGUAGGAAUGCAAAACAUGAAGUGAUCACUUCUAAGGUGUAAAUAGAAAUAUACAACCUUAUAGUAUAAUAACGUGAUAGACAAUAUCUACAGAAAAAAAUAUAAAUUGCACAUAGUGUGAUAAAAGUAUAAAUAUGAAGACACACAGGAUGAAUGUAUCAAACUCACAAAAUAUCAAUGAAUAUCAGGCCCAGCAUCCUUAGUCAGAGAAGAUCUUCAAACCGUAUAGAAGGAGUCUUCAGUAAUUAUAAAAUAGAAAAAACAGAUAAUAGUGCAGAUGGUAAAUAAAACUUCAAAGAUUUAUUAUACAAUGCACUUAUAAAAAGGUCCAGGUAAAACCGCAUAUAACACUACAAGGUGGUGAAGAAAAUAAACAAGCAAGUCCCCAGUGUGUUAAUCCUGACUAAGGAUGACGGGCCUGAUAUCAUUGAUAUUUUGUGAGUGAUACAUUCAUCCUGUGUCUUCAUAUUUAUACUUUUAUCACACUAUGUGCAAUUUAUAUAUUUUUUUUUUCUCUAGAUAUCUGGUUAAUGCCAGCACUAAAUGCUAAAUUUGAAUGACCAAACAAUAUUGAACUGGAAUUUUUUUUUUUUUUUUGUCUAGCUUGUAUAAACAUCUAAUUCUUCAAAAUGUUAAUGUUCCACUAAAACUUGUCUCCAUCUACCAGCUCCCUUCUCCAGACCUUGACCGUAUUGCCGCAAGCAUGCGUGCGCUGGCUCAUGACAAUACGCAGCCAUUCGGGGACCUUCCUCGCCCUCGACUGAACACCGGUGACUUUCACGUUAACUACCGGAAGUAUUAAAUCACUGGUAGUCAAUGCUGCCCACUGAUUUGAACACUAAAAGUUCCUCUGGCUGAAAUUGGAUCCACUGAAGCUGCCCAUCUGCAACUGGAAGGGUCUCAUUCUACUGUGGUUUAAAUGCCUUUUUAGAGCCUUUUUUAAUUUUAUCCCCUGUCAUUGCAUCAGGCUUUGACAAAAUUCCCCUCAAUUGAUUAUGUACAAUUUCUUACCCUUUUUUAAUUCGACCUCAAUAAAAGAGGAAUUCAUAUCUCUGUUUAAUGUCUUCAUUAUUCUAGCAAAACACUAGCUAUCUGACAUCUCUAUUUCAAG
Molecule: messenger RNA, 11463 nt
Organism: Pelobates cultripes (western spadefoot toad)
Lineage: Eukaryota; Metazoa; Chordata; Amphibia; Anura; Pelobatidae
Source: the annotation of a GenBank genome assembly